Chara braunii is the source of this 3729-nucleotide messenger RNA. NCBI's taxonomy places the organism in Eukaryota, Viridiplantae, Streptophyta, Charophyceae, Charales, Characeae. The record is from the annotation of a GenBank genome assembly.
CUGGAAGACAGGAACCUGUACCUCACUUGGACCUAGAGAUGAGGAGCACCAUAGCCAAGCUGGGCAAGAGCGUCGCUGUUAUGGAGGAACACUAUGCCGCGGAACAUGAGAAAAAGGAAGCUAAGAGGAAGAAAAAGUUGAAAAAGGAGGAGGCGUUGCGUCAAGAUGAAGAGGAGAAGGCCAGACUGGAGGAACAAUGCAUUCCGACGGAGAAGAAAACUUUGAAGAAGAAGCAGGAGAGACAAAAAGAAGAAGAGUUAAGGAUGGAGAUGCAGAAGGAUAUGCAGAUCCAACUUGCUAUGCAAGUCAAUGAGCUGGAAGAUCGCUUGGUCCAUCGUAUGCAUCAGGUGGUUGCCUCCGUGCCUUCAGCUGGAGCUGAACGUGGAAAGAAGAAGGUUACUUAUCAAUCGGAAGAUGACGUGCUCUCGUCCAGCGCAAGUGAGAGCAGUGACACCAGUGUCACGCAAAAACUCAGUCCGCUCUGGCCCGCUUGCGAUCUCGGCUCCCGCUUCCGGCCUUCGAGGGGUAAACCAGCUGGCGAUGUGGAAUGGGAUUUGAUUAGGAGGUGUGCGCAAGAAGGGGUUAGAGGCAUCUCGGACCUGGAGAUCGUGAAUCUUGCGUUGACCGCCUGUGAGGAGAAGAAACUGAGGGACUCUUGGUGGACGGUGACCAGCGAGGAGUCAGAGGGAGAAGGUGCUGACGAGAAUUCUAGUGAGGAGAAGGGGGAACCGGAGGAGGAGAAGGACUCGGAAGGUGACGGGGACAAUAGUGAGGAGGACGAGCCGGGAAGGGGCGAUCGAGGGCUCGAGGGGCCUUCCUAUAGAAUCUCGGUGGGGGGAUUUACCGGACGCAAGAAUGGGAGAAGCCCUAGAAGUUCCACGAGAUAUGGGGGGUACCGACCACCCCGGAGAGAAGAGGAAGGGGGACCGAUUAGAAGGGGUCUUAGAGACGAAAGGCCGGCGGAGGCUGGCAGUAGGCCACGGAGAUGGGCCGUGAAAGAAGCAGAUGCUGCAUGGGCUCCCGGCGAGAUGACGGGCAGGAGUCAGGGGGUGGAGGCCUGGAGAAGCUUAAGGGGGCCGGGCCACGCUCGGUGGGAGACGGACUGGCCGGAAAAGUGGGGCCGCUACGGGGAAGACCCCUGGGAAUCGCCGAGACCUCGGGGCCGAGUAGAGGAGCCGGAUCCCUCGUGGUACAAGUCGUACGACCCGGCAAUCGAUGGGCUAAUGGAGGGUCCCUGUUUUUGCCGAUACGAUGACCGACGAGUCCCUUACUAUAACGUCAACCUGGGUCUGGAGGCACUUUUCUUCGACGGGCGAGAUGUGACUGGAUUCGUGGAGAAGUGCGAAAGUUACGCUUACCGCAAGAGAUUCUCCGAGAGGAAGUGGAUCGACUAUUUCAUCCAGCACUCGGACCCCGAGUUAGACACCGCAAUCCGAGCUAUCUACCCUUCGGACGGACGAUGGAGGACCUUCAGGGCAAGCCUAUUGCAGACUUUCGCCUGUGAUGACCUAAUUUCGACCGUGGAGGGUUUGCGACGAAUUACAAGGGGGGAACGGGAGAGCUUGGUAGCCUUCACUUGUAGGUUCAAGCGUCUGUCCCAAGCCCUAGUGGAUAGGGGUAUGCUGUCCAAAGUAGAUAGGUGCGUAAUGUUCAUGUUGCACCUGCCCGAGGAAAAGAGGAAAGAGGUCCUUGAGAAGGCCCCAAGGGAUUCCGCCAAUUUCGAGAAAGUCGCCGAGGUGGUUUUCACAAGGGGAGGAGUAGACGUGAGGGAAUACAUGAAAGAGACCUUGGACAUGGCUCUCCGUAACAUGCGAGGGACACGGAACGAAGGUCCAAGGGGGAGCGAUAGACCGCCCCCUGGUCCACCGGCUCCCCGGUGGGGAGAACGGCCGACCGGAUGGAGGAACGGAUCAGGUGGCCAAGGAGGUUGGAGGAAUGACCGAGAGAUAGGGGGGAGUCGUGGUUCUGAUUGGGGGAAUUCCCAUUGGAAGGAUGCUAGGGAUGGAGGUGGGGAGACACCCCUCAAGCAAGUGCUUCAGGGUCGCGACCGGAGCCGGGAUAGAACGGGGGAAGCUACAAUAUCGGAAGAAGAGAURGUCGAUCUCAUCCGRAAGAGGAAAGAAACAGAAGGGCAAAGGAUAACGGCCGAUAGAUUGGCCAAAAUGGAUAUAGGAGAUGGGAAUCUCACGGAGGAAGAGAAAGAGUUCAUAGCCAUGACCUUAAGGGGMUGCGAUAAGGCCAUUGUCUUUGAUGACUCGGAGAGAGGGAGAAUCGACCCAAGGUAUGCUACGCCGGCUCGGAUCCACACGGUCCCACACGUGCCCUGGAAGGAUAGGCCUCAGUGGAAGUACGCUCAAAAGGAGAAAGAGGAGAUAGUAGCUUUUAUCAAGGAGAARAUCAGAAUAUUCSUCGCGGAGCCUUGUGAGAGUGCAUACUCCAAUAAGUGGUUCUUUUUUAGAAAWGGGGGUAGCAACAAACUGAGGUGGAUACAAAACCUCCAAAGGACCAACGCGGUCACUAUAAGGGAUGUGGGGUCGAUACCAGAGGCAGAUCUACUCGCGGACGGGUCGGCAGGUCGUUCGAUAUACUCGAUCUGUGAUCUCUUUUCGGGGUAUGAUGAGAUCCCUUUGGACUACCGCGAUAGGCAUAUGACCGCCAUGCAUACGCCUCUAGGGCUGGUCCAAAUGAUGGUGGUACCCAUGGGGUGGACUAACGGGGUAGCCGUGUUCCAAAGGGCCAUGAUCACGGUCCUCAAGGAGUUCAUACCGGAGAAGGUAGAGGUCUUCCUGGAUGACUUCCCGAUAAAAGGGUCGGUCGAGCAGGAUGAGACGGACGUCUUUGCAGGAGUGAGAAAGUUUGUGGCCGACCACAUGAGUGACGUCAGAAACGUCCUUGAGAAGUUGGAUGAUGCCAACSUCACGGUGAGCGGAACUAAGAGUCGUUGGGGCGUAUCCUCCAUCAAGAUAUUAGGGUUCAUUUGCGAUAAGGAGGGGCGGAGGCCCGACCCCGAGAAAUUAGGGAAGUUGAUGACUUGGCCAUCGCCGCUCCAAUCCAUAACGGAGGUCCGACAGUUUCUAGGGGUUGUGGGCAACUGGAGAAUCUUCAUAAAAGCCUAUGGAGAGAAAGCAGAACCCCUUAGAAGACUCCUGAGGAAAUCGGAAGGAUGGAUUUGGGGGGAAGAACAAACCACGGCCAUGGAGGCCUUAAAGGAGGAGUUCCGCGAAGGUGGAGAGGUCCUAGGAGUUUCGUUCUUCGAAGACGAGGAGAGUCGCCCGUUCAUAGUAUCCACGGACGUUGGACCUCAUUCGGUGGGAGGCCUCCUAUCUCCAAAGGAUGGAGAGGGAAAAGAGAGACCGUUGCGAUUCGAGAGCCGGACAUUGAACCCCGCCGAGCGGAAUUACAGCCAAUUCAAGAAGGAAGUAUUAGGGGUACUACAUUGCCUGAAGGCCUUCCGUCAUUACCUGCAUGGGCGACGAUUUUUCCUAGAAGUGGACCCCACUGCAGUGGCAGCGGUCCUUCAAAAUGAAUUUUCACUUACCGAUCCAACCAUCGUCCGAUGAAUGAUACACAUUAGGCUUUACGACUAUAGGGUCGAGAGGAUAUCGGGGGCCAAAAACCAGGUCGCGGACGGGCUGUCCCGGCUUCCCAUUCGUGAGGAGGACCAACCUAGGCUCAAGGAGGAAGCGGCGACAAUGGGCGAAAGGGAGGUAAUGAAAAUCGACACUAAUA